Messenger RNA from Saccharomyces eubayanus, 207 nucleotides. RefSeq names its product Coa2p (gene COA2). The record is from RefSeq and is a predicted model, not a curated record. Lineage: Eukaryota; Fungi; Ascomycota; Saccharomycetes; Saccharomycetales; Saccharomycetaceae. Gene Ontology annotation, biological process: mitochondrial respiratory chain complex IV assembly. The transcript has a single exon. Gene Ontology annotation, cellular component: mitochondrial matrix. The coding region runs from base 1 to 207 and encodes 68 amino acids.
AUGAGGGCUGUUACGAGGAAUAAAGUAGUAAACAACCUGUACUUUUCCACGUUCCUUAUUGCAUUCGCAUCCGUGGCCAUCGGUUCUAUACUGCCGUGCCCAGCGCAUUCCGUUGAAUCUGAUUCGCCGGCUGUGGAACAACACAAGCUUCAGCUGACUCACGAGCAGGAGGUUAAGAAGAAUAAUGCUCUGAGGAAAGAGAUAUAG